UUCGCUUUAUUUUUCGAUGAAUACAGUUUCAUUGAACUCUCAGAAACCCGUUCCAGGCGCGCAGAAGUCUUUCAUACUUUCACUUGUGUUGGGAAUGUUUUGUUGAGUCUGAUUAGAUUCAGUAUAAAUUAAGCCGGUUUUAGAUGGAUUUCUUGACUGGAGAAUCCACGAGACUCGCUCAUCCAUCAUGUGUGCUCUUACAGUCGGACAUGCUGAAGCCGGGCGAGCCCAGCGGUUCUGCUUUCCUCAAAGUGGACCCGACCUACAUCCAGCACUGGCAGCAGCUCUUCCCUCAGAACCCGCUGAAAACAGCCGCUCUGACGCCGGUACCGGUGGAGAACCUCCGCCAGAGAGCCCACCUGAUCUCGUCCACUUCUUCAUCCUCGAGUUCUUCCACCACUCCAUCCUCCGUGUCUUCUAUAGCGGGGUUGAGUCAGCUCGUGGUUCCGCAGAUCUCCCUGUUCGGACAGACUCUGAGUUCCGACAGCAGCAGCAGCUCGUCUCAACCCAAAGAACUUUGUUUGUCGUCAAACUUUAAGAAUGAUAAAGGGUCGCGGUUGAAGCUGAGCUCCGAGGAGCUGGACUACUACCUGUACGGACAGCAGCGGAUGGAGAUCAUUCCUCUCAACAACCACAACGGAGAAAUCAAUAACCGCUGUGACAUGUGUGCGGACAACCGUAACGGCGAGUGCCCCAUGCAUGGCCCCCUGCACUCACUGCGGAGGCUUGUGGGGACCAGCAGCGCUUCAGUGGCUAUGGCUCCUCCAGAGGUCCCGGAGUGGUUGAGGGAUUUGCCCCGUGAGGUGUGUCUGUGCACCAGCACCGUCCCGGGCCUGGGCUAUGGCAUCUGUGCUGCCCAGCGCAUCCCGCAGGGCACCUGGAUCGGGCCCUUCCAGGGUGUCCCCCUGUCGCUGGAUAAAGUGCAGUCAGGAUCCGUGCGGAACACACAACACUUAUGGGAGAUUUAUGAUCAGGAGGGCACGUUACAGCACUUUAUUGAUGGUAAUGAACCCAGUAAAUCCAGCUGGAUGAGAUACAUACGAUGUGCCAGACACUGUGGAGAGCAGAACAUGAUGGUGGUCCAGUACAGAUCAUGUAUAUUCUACCGAGCGUGUUCUGAUAUUCCUCGUGGAACUGAACUGCUGGUUUGGUACAACGACAGUUACACGUCUUUCUUCGGGAUCCCGCUGCAGUGCGUCGCACAAGAUGAAAACUUGAAUGUGCCAUCUACUGUAAUGGAGGCGAUGAGCCGUCAGGAAAUCCUUCAGCCCUUCAGUAAGAGUCCCAAAUCCUCCUCGCUGGUUCUGCUGCGUUCGAUGGUCUUCCCUCAGUCGUCCUGCUCACGGAGCUUCUCCCUCCUGGACAAGAACAGCCACAACGAGUCCGGUUUAAACCAAAUGAGCUCCAAAAACCAGCGCGUGCUGGCGAGUCCCACGUCCACCAGUCAGCUGAGUUCAGAGUUCAGCGACUGGCAUCUGUGGAAAUGCGGCCAGUGCUUCAAAACCUUCACACAACGCAUUCUACUGCAGAUGCACGUGUGCACGCAGAACCCUGACAGACCGUAUCAGUGUGGACACUGUUCUCAGUCGUUCUCUCAGCCGUCGGAGCUGCGGAAUCACGUGGUGACCCACUCCAGUGACCGACCCUUUAAGUGCGGCUACUGCGGCCGAGCGUUCGCCGGCGCCACGACCCUAAACAACCACAUCCGCACGCACACGGGGGAGAAGCCUUUCAAGUAAGUAACAGUGUGAGAGAUGCGACCGCAGCUUCACGCAGGCGACGCAGCUGAGCAGACACCAGCGGAUGCCCAACGAGUGCAAAGCCAUCAGCGAGAGCAGCGAAUCAAUCGAGGUGGAUUAACGGAUUGAGCGGCAUGGGAGAAUCAUAAUUAAACGUCACGGACACUUAAGCAAAACCAAAGAUUUCCUGAGAGAAACUCCCAAUCAAACGCAGAAAACCAAAAGCAGUAAUAAAAUAAGUGAGAUGUUAAGAGAUAUCGAUCCUGGCACAGAUAAGGGACGGGUGGGUGGAUUAAGGGGAGAUUAUUUAUUAAUGAGUUUGUGGAUUGAGACUGUGUUUAGAACAGAAAAGAACUGCCCAGCAUACAAAAAAAUAAUUAAUAUUUAUAUAACUCUGGUUUACUGAUUUGUGUAACGCAAGCCCUUUCUAUGGCAAGCUCUUUUGACUUUUAGUCAUUCACAGGAUGCGUAUUGCUCAUAUAAACAAUUUCAUUUUCACUAGUUAGAAUGCUAAAUCUUGAUAUCAGGAAUGUAAUUUCUACUAGUGAAAAUGGCGAUUACAUUUGCACUAGUAAAAAGGUUCAUUCUUGAUAUCAAAAACAGAAUUUCCACCAGUAAAACUGUAAUUGAAUUUUUACUAGUAGAAUUCCACAAUGAUCUGUCAUUCACUCCUAUUCAAAAACGCAAUUAUAGAUAUCUACAAUUAUUUUCUUACUAACUGAAGUUCCAAUUUUAUACAUCAUCAGUGCAUCUCUUACUAGUAAAAAUAUACAUUCCUGAUAUUAACAACUAAAUGACAUCUAGUGAAAAUGCUAAUUUUAUAUAUCUAUAUCUAAAUGUGUUUCAACAUGGUACAUUUGGUAUUACAGAUAUCUGGAAAUGUAUUUCAGAUAUCAAUACAUUGGAGAGUAAUUAAAGACAUCUAAAAAGGUUUUCUUACUAGUAAAAAUCACAUAACAGAUUUCUGAAAUUAACAUUGAAACUAUAGUGAAAACCUUUUUACUGAUAUCAAAAAUGAGCAUUUCCACUAGUUGCAUUUUAAUUAUUGAUAUCAAAAAUGACAAUUUUUACUAGUAAGAAAUGCACUGCUGAUGUAUAAAAUUGGAACUUCAGUUAGUAAGAAAAUAAUUGUAGAUAUCUAUAAUUGCGUUUUGAAUAGGAGUGAAUGACAGAUCAUUGUGGAAUUCUACUAGUAAAAAUUCAAUUACAGUUUUUACUGGUGGAAAUUCUGUUUUUGAUAUCAAGAAUGUGUAUUUCUGCAAGUGAUGAGUUAAUUCUUGAUAUCAAGAAUGGACAUUUUUACUAGUGCAAAUGUAAUUGCCAUUUUCACUUGUAGAAAUUACAUUUUUGAUAUCAAGAUUUAGCAUUCUAACUAGUAAAAUUAUAAUGGUUGAUAUCAACAAUUUGCAUCCUGCGAAUGAUUAAAAGUCAAAAGGGCUUGCCAUACCUUUCAACAUUUAAUCAUGUGCAGGAAAUGAAUUAUCAAUAUCUAUAACUAUGUAUUUACUAGUGAAAAUGUUAAUUCUUGAUAUAAAAAAAUGAUGUCAUUACUCGCAGAAAUACCCAUUGUUGAUAUCUGCAUUUUCACUAGUAGAAUUAAAUUAAUAAUAGAUAUGUUUAAUUUAAUUUACAGGAGUGAAUGACAGAUUAUUGUGAAAUUUUACUAGUGAAAAUGCAUUUAGAUAAAUAAUAAUAAUAAAAAAAUUCUAGUUGAAAUUCCAUUUUUUAUAUCAAGAAUUAAUGUUUGUACCAGUGCAAAACUAAUGACUGAUAUCAAAAAAUGUAAAAUUAAAUUCUAGAUAUGUCCUGCACAUGAUUAAAUGUUAAUUUGGCUUGCCAUAUAAGUGUACUAUGUGAAGUCAAACCAAAGAGUGAGAGUUCAGGGUCGUUCAAUCGGUGAAUGUACGAUGUCUGUGAAAUUGCACCAUUUAGGAAGCAUGACUUACAAGGGUAGCAACUGCUUUCACCAAAAAUGAAUUUUCUUUGUAUAAAAUGUAAAUUCUGAAUAUUAUAUUUCUCUCAUAUCAUGAUUAAUGGCACUUUUGAGAAUUGUUAUUUAAUAUUUCAACACCGUAUAAAGCACCAAAAUGUACAUAGGAGAAAUCAUUGCCGUUUUCAGGAAACUGAAUGUUGAAUUUUGCUUUGUUAUUCCAAGAUUUACACAAUGUCUUAUGUUUGCUGGAGCAAAAUCAAAGAGCUUUAUUAUUAUUAUGAGACACUUUUUGCUAAUCACAGACAUCACAGACUGAGCCAUAAACACUAUGAUUACAGUUUCUGACCAAAAACCUUUAUGAUGUUUUACCCAAAGUUACUGAAUGCAGAUGUGCUCCCUUUUAUAAACACAGAAUGUAUUUUGUUCUUUACUGAAUCAUCUGAAACUGUGUGCUCAGAGAUAAGUCUGAUAAUCAUGAGUUGUGCUGUAUUUUGAGGAAAGUGUGUUCAGCUCAAAUUCAUCAUUCAAUUUUGUUUGCAUGAUCUUUGUACAUAAACAACUGGCCAUAAAUGUUCUUGUGAAUAAAGUUAUUGACAAACUUUUAU
This is a messenger RNA of Myxocyprinus asiaticus (Chinese sucker), 4277 nucleotides long. RefSeq names its product putative histone-lysine N-methyltransferase PRDM6. Bases 144 to 1739 code for a protein of 531 amino acids. NCBI's taxonomy places the organism in Eukaryota, Metazoa, Chordata, Actinopteri, Cypriniformes, Catostomidae. Gene Ontology annotation, cellular component: nucleus. The transcript has 7 exons. Gene Ontology annotation, molecular function: protein binding; histone methyltransferase activity. The record is from RefSeq and is a predicted model, not a curated record.